CCUUGAACUCAAUGCAAACGCCAAAUCUUGUACUACAAUAUAUAAUUUCAUUUUACAGUUAAUUAUAAAUCUUAGACAUUUAUUUAUUAUAUGGAUAAUCAAUUAAAAUGGCAAGCAUGAAGGCAUUCAGAGUUCUAGGUCGGCAUUCCUUACCAAAACCCGCCGCAAGAUCCUUAGUCCCACCUCCGGCUUUAGCAUCCCUUUCAUUCUCACGCUCACCACAACACAACACCCGACGAUAUGCCUCAUCAUCAAAACACCCUAAAGGCUUCGCGCCCCCAACCCCCAGCGACCUCGCCGAGUUAAGGGAACGUGUGCAAGAAUUCACACGGCGUGAGAUCACACCAGAAGUUGCCGCCUUAACCGACAAGAGCAAUGCCUUCCCGCCAGACAUGUGGGCUAAGCUCGGGGACGCGGGGUUUCUCGGCAUGACCGCAGAUGAAGAUGUCGGUGGUCUAGCGCUAGGAUAUCAAGCGCACUGCGUAGUAAUGGAAGAGUUGUCACGAGCCAGCGGCAGCAUCGGACUAAGCUACGCUGCGCACUCCCAGCUCUGCGUCAACCAACUACAACUCAACGGUUCCCCGGCGCAAAAAGCGAAAUACCUCCCCGGUUUAAUCGCCGGAACGCAAGUCGGUGCCUUGGCUAUGUCAGAAUCAGGUGCCGGCAGCGACGUCGUGAGUAUGCGUACCGUGGCGAAGAAAGCGGAUGGUGGGUACUUGUUAAGCGGGACUAAGAUGUGGAUUACGAAUGGUCCUGAUGCGGAUGUCGUGGUUGUGUAUGCGAAGACGGAGCCUGAGAAGGGGUCCAAAGGUAUCACGGCGUUUAUUGUGCAGACUGAUUCCGAGGGUUUUAGUUGUGCGCGGAAGCUUGACAAGAUGGGUAUGCGGGGGAGCAAUACGGGCGAGCUGGUUUUUGAUAACGUGUUCGUGCCAGAUGAAAAUAUAUUGGGCCAGGUGAAUGGUGGUGUACGCGUGUUGAUGGAGGGUCUGGAUCUUGAGAGACUGGUUCUCAGCGCCGGACCCCUUGGUAUAAUGCAAGCGGCUCUCGAUGUUGCGCUGCCAUUUACACAUCAACGGAAACAAUUCGGUGCUCCCAUCGCGCACAAUCAGUUUGUGCAAGGCAAGCUUGCUGAUAUGUAUACGAAACUGCAGGCUUCGAGGGCGUAUACCUAUGCUACCGCUAAAGCUGUAGAUGAGAAUGGAGAGAUUAGGACGCAGGACUGUGCCGGCGCUAUUCUGUACGCGGCAGAACGAGCGACAGAAUCCUCUCUAGACUGUAUCCAAUUACUUGGUGGCAUGGGUUACGUGGAAGAGAUGCCUGCGUCACGAUUAUUAAGAGAUGCCAAAUUAUACGAAAUAGGGGCAGGGACAUCGGAGAUUCGCCGCAUGGUUAUCGGAAGGGCGUUCAAUAAAGAAUACGCUCAUCUCGGGGCAUGAUAUGAACCAUAUUAGCGAUGCAUACAA
Molecule: messenger RNA, 1463 nt
Organism: Hypoxylon trugodes
Lineage: Eukaryota; Fungi; Ascomycota; Sordariomycetes; Xylariales; Hypoxylaceae
Product: acyl-CoA dehydrogenase NM domain-like protein
Exons: 2
Coding region: 108-1436 (442 amino acids)
Biological process (GO): L-leucine catabolic process
Molecular function (GO): flavin adenine dinucleotide binding; 3-methylbutanoyl-CoA dehydrogenase activity
Source: RefSeq, a predicted model, not a curated record